AUGCCACCAUCAAACGUGACAAACAUCUACCGCACCACUAGCAUUGGACACCUGAAUGUCGUUCAUCUCCUGUUGGAACAUGGUGCGACCGUGGCUGCGCGGGAUGUAAACAAGCGGACACCGUUGAUGCUGGCCGCAGAGGGGGGACACGUCGAUAUCCUUCGCGUCCUUUUCGAUCACGGCGCCAAUGUGGAUGAUCGUGAUUGUUUAGGUCAUACGGCACUCCAUCGUGCGGCGGAAAAGGGGAGCGUCGCCUCUGUCAGCCUGCUUUUGGAUCGAGGCGGCGACAUAGCGGGACGAGAGAAAGGUAGUCAUAUCGAGGCAUGCGAUGGAAAGAGCCGCACUGCGCUGUACUUCGCUGCCCAUGAAGGGCAUCCCGAAGCUGCGCGUCUCCUCCUGGAGCGAGGUGCUCUCGUCAAUGCGCGCGAUCGCUUCCUGUACACCCCUCUCCAUCGUGCGUCUGAGCGGGGGCACUCCGAUGUCAUCCAAGUCCUUGUCGAGCACGGCGCGGAGGUGGAAGCACGAGACAUCGAAGGACGAACUCCCUUGUACCACGCAGUCUGUCACAAGCACGAGCGGUCGCUCGCGUUCGUCUGGCUGUGA
Schizophyllum commune H4-8 is the source of this 603-nucleotide messenger RNA. Its product is annotated as ankyrin. The record is from RefSeq and is a predicted model, not a curated record. The transcript has 4 exons. Gene Ontology annotation, cellular component: cytoplasm; nucleus. The coding region runs from base 1 to 603 and encodes 200 amino acids. NCBI's taxonomy places the organism in Eukaryota, Fungi, Basidiomycota, Agaricomycetes, Agaricales, Schizophyllaceae. Gene Ontology annotation, molecular function: protein binding.